CCCGACCAAAUAAUGCUCAUAAAGGUGUAACUCAAUCUUGAUCUAAAUUUGGCUUCUGCAGGAACAGCCGUGCGGCGGCUGAAGCUGUCUGGGGAAACUUGUAUCCCAAAAUGUCACCAAAACAUCUCCCACUUUCUUCUCGUCGCAACUACGCCUGCUCAGACUGAAUCAAGGGAAGCUUCAAAUCCCACUGAAAGGCAUCUGGAUUGUCCUGCCACCUGUCAGACGCCGACAUCGACAAAAGCCAGCUCUUGCUGGAGCUUCCGCACAUUUAAUCACCCCUCGAUCGCCGUAGUCCAUACACAUCAUGUCUUCCGACUCUCUCUUCUCGCCUGAUCUGAUCUCGUCCGAAGUCGCCGCUGCUUUACCCGAAGGCUACACGAUUCGUCCCUUGAAGAAGAGCGACUACCAUGCUGGCUUCCUAGACGUGCUCGCCGUCCUUACCACCGUCGGUGAUGUUUCAGAACAAGAAUUCAACGAACGAUUCGAAGAGAUGCAGGCAUCUGGCUCACUAGGGAGAGGUGCAGGCGGAUACCACACAUUAGUCAUCUUGAAUGGUGAAGACAAGAUUGUUGGCACUGGUGCGCUCAUUGUCGAGAAGAAAUUUAUCCAUAGCCUAGGCCAGGUUGGUCAUAUCGAAGACAUCGCAGUUGCAAAAGAUCAGCAAGGCAAGAAGCUGGGUCUUCGCAUCAUCCAAGCGCUGGAUUAUGUUGCAGAAAAGGUCGGCUGUUACAAGACCAUCCUCGACUGCUCAGAGGCCAACGAAGGCUUUUACGUCAAGUGUGGCUUCAAGCGUGCCGGUCUGGAAAUGGCUCACUACUACAACAAGCCAUGAGAGUCGGAUACAAGUCUGCAUUCUGCAUUUCUCGGGCGUUCCAAAGGAGGAAGAUACACUUGGGCACGUCUGGGUAAGACGUCAAGGAGUUUGAGUGGAAUUGUGUCUUUCUCUAGAACAGAAUACAAUUUUGUUGACACAUUUAUAUUUC
Aureobasidium subglaciale EXF-2481 is the source of this 986-nucleotide messenger RNA. RefSeq lists its product as uncharacterized. Lineage: Eukaryota; Fungi; Ascomycota; Dothideomycetes; Dothideales; Saccotheciaceae. The coding region runs from base 308 to 835 and encodes 175 amino acids. The record is from RefSeq and is a predicted model, not a curated record. The transcript has 3 exons. Gene Ontology annotation, molecular function: glucosamine 6-phosphate N-acetyltransferase activity; monosaccharide binding. Gene Ontology annotation, cellular component: endoplasmic reticulum; endoplasmic reticulum-Golgi intermediate compartment; Golgi apparatus. Gene Ontology annotation, biological process: UDP-N-acetylglucosamine biosynthetic process.